AUGGGAGUGGCGGGAGCAGAAACGGAAGACGGUGUCGUCCCAGAGUCUGUCGUGGAGGCCAUGGGGCGGACUCUCUCUGGCAUCCGGGACUUAGAGAGCAACAUGCAGCAGUUCCUCGCCAUUGCUGAGCCCGACGUGCUCGCCGAGCUUCCUCCUCUCCAUCGCGCCCAAGUCUUCCUCGUUCUGGCCAAGUGCGCCUCGGUACUUUUUUCUGGUGCGAAUCCUCUUCCCUUUCCUUCAAUUCGUCCUCUUAGGUCUCUCCUUCUUUGGUCGAUGACACUUCUACCUAUGUUCGCCUCCGAUGGAUGCGGCAGUGCGGUUGAGAUGUAGUGGCAUUCGUCCGGAAGACCACGCCCUGAGAUUAGAACUCGUACGACUCUUGAUCCCUUUUUAGUGUACUCCAUGCCGGGAUUUAUUCUUUCGAUCCCAUUUCAUUUCCGUUCUGCCUUUCAGGAGAGGGUUAGCUUGUGCGAGGAGAAAUUCCAUCAGUACGGUGAUUGGAGCAGAGGUCAGUGAUGAAUACUUGUCGUUAUUGUUGUUGCAAUUUUCUGUGGAUGAUUGUUCAUGUCAGUCAUCUUCUCAUGCUCCACUCCUUUCCGCUUCAUCUCGGUCCAGCUCCAUUGAGGCCUUCCACGACCAUAAACUACCAGGCAGCCACCCGCUUCAUCGACCAUUCCCUUCCCGACCUUACAGCAGGUGCAGUUCAGUCCGACAUUGCAACAGUUGGGGCUGCUUCCUUCCUUUCUGCGUUCAUGGUAAAUUGAAGAUUUAAUCUGCUUUUUCAGAGCAGAGGAGAAGUAUGAGGGAUAUCAGCAGGCGCGGAGCGGUCAACGGCAGAAACUCUGAGAGCCGCGGAUCCCGCAAGAAGAGGAAGUAUGAAACCUCGGAUAAGAAAUCUGUUAGUGCUGCUGCUCAAGAGUUUCUUGAGAAGGCUGCCCGCGAGCUUCUCGGUUCCAACAGUUGUGGAUUAAAGGGGCCUUUGCGGGACAUUGCUUCGGAAGAAGAGGAAGCACAGAUGAACUGA
This is a messenger RNA of Spirodela intermedia, 1024 nucleotides long. The record is from the annotation of a GenBank genome assembly. Lineage: Eukaryota; Viridiplantae; Streptophyta; Magnoliopsida; Alismatales; Araceae.